Messenger RNA from Toxorhynchites rutilus septentrionalis, 3911 nucleotides. It is a transcript of the gene Tfb1, whose product is annotated as general transcription factor IIH subunit 1. Gene Ontology annotation, cellular component: transcription factor TFIIH holo complex; transcription factor TFIIH core complex. Bases 598 to 2454 code for a protein of 618 amino acids. NCBI's taxonomy places the organism in Eukaryota, Metazoa, Arthropoda, Insecta, Diptera, Culicidae. The record is from RefSeq and is a predicted model, not a curated record. Gene Ontology annotation, biological process: transcription by RNA polymerase II; transcription by RNA polymerase I; nucleotide-excision repair. The transcript has 5 exons.
CAGUUAUGAAAGAAUGCAGCUUCUUCCUAACAAUUGGUGUAACGAUACUAACCAACCCAUCCUCCUUUUGUUUUAGUCAUGAGAACGGUCAUAGUAGGCGAUCUAAGCACAGCUCUUCGUUCAAAUCAAAAGCGGAAGUUCUUAAAAAGAAGCUUGGGCGAAUGCUUUGUUAGGCGGAUCGAAAUUCAUCCAGAGAAAAAUUCUGGUGGCGGAAGGCAAGGCGAUCGGAAAGACCAAUAAAGGAUGCAGCUGAACUGUGAAAAAGUAGAGAUGUACAGUUCAGCGAGCCAGUAAGCAGUCCAAGCAGGAAAUUGGUUGACCUCAAAAGAACAUUGUUUAAGAUGUGACCGGAACAAAUAAGACGAUAUUUCGUUACAACAACCGCGCAGAAAGGAUAAACUUCUAAACCUGCAUCAUUCGGUGCUUCUCGGAGCUACCUGAUUCGCUUUUUUCCUGCUCUUGUUGAUUGGUGGUAUCUCAUAAUAAAAUUCAGAGCUAAGGAACUUUACGGUCCCUCGUUUCCGUCGAGGCGCAUGUGUGCACGACAAGAGUGGAAAUCUGAUUCAACCUGUGUGGCAGGCGGAAGACUAAAUCAAAAUGACCACAACCCGGGAGGAUGUGUUGUUGCAGAUGGGCGAAGUGCGGUUUAAGAAAGGCGAUGGAACGCUCUAUGUGAUGAACGAGCGGAUCGCCUGGAUAGCUGAAUAUCGGGACACGGUUGCGGUGUCGCAUCGUUUCCAGGAUAUUAAAAUGCAAAAGAUUUCCCCGGAAGGAAAGCCGAAAAUCCAGCUGCAAGUUGUCCUGCACGAUGGCAACAGCUCAACGUUUCACUUUGUGAAUCGCAAUGGCGCGGCUGCGCAGAUAGCCGAUCGGGACAAAGUGAAAGACCUUUUGCAGCAACUGCUUCCCAACUUUAAGCGCAAGAUCGACAAAGAGCUGGAGGAGAAGAAUAAGGUCCUGACGGAGAAUCCCUCUUUGCUGCAGCUGUAUAAGGACCUCGUUAUCACACAAGUGCUGCCCAGCGAUGAAUUUUGGGCUACCCAUGCAAAGCAAUACAUGGCAAAGGAUCAAACCCAGAAGCAAGACAUUGGUGUGUCGGGGGCGUUUCUGGCGGAUAUAAAACCCCAAACGGAUGGCUGUAAUGGGCUGCGUUACAAUCUCACGACUGACGUAAUUGAGUGUAUCUUCAAAACCUAUCCUGCCGUCAAGCGGAAACACUCCGAGCACGUUCCAGCCAAACUGAGCGAAUCGGAGUUUUGGACCAAAUUUUUCCAGUCUCAUUACUUCCAUCGAGAUCGUAUCGCAGCCGGUACCAAAGAUAUUUUUACCGAGUGCGGUAAGAUCGACGAUCAGCAGCUGAAGCUGGCCGUGCAAGAGAAUCUCGGAGAUCCGCUGCUGGAUAUCAGAUCUUUCGAGGAUAACACACUGGAGGAUGGUUUCUGCAAUGCGACCUCAAGUAAACAGACUGUGAACAGUGGUAACAUCGUGCACCAAAGCAUGAUAAAACGUUUCAAUCAGCAUUCUUUCAUGGUGCUCAAAACGUGCACAGAUGUGAAGACGCUCAACCGGGGGAUUGGAGCAAUCCUGAACGCCACACCAACGACUGCCCCUGCGUUAAAUGGCGAUGCCAAUGGCACCAAGGAUAAAUCAAAAGACAACGGACUGAACUGUAACAAUAACAACAAUGGUUUCAGUAAGAAGGACAAAAAAGCGCAUGAGAAUAACCACAUAGUCAAUGGAACCAGCAAUGGGAAUCAUGUUUCUACUUUGCCUUCCGGACCGGAGGAACCGUUUGUGGAACCUUCGAUCAAACGGGCUCGAAUAUUGGAGAAAAUUCACUACGACGAUCUGGAAGACGAUAGUGACUCAAGCAAAGCACCAAAAUUAUUAAACCUCACUAGAAUUGAACGUUAUCUGCAUGGGCCGGUACCGUCUACUGGGGUCAGUUCAUCGGGCUUCCACGAUACCCAGACGGACAAUGGGUUGCACGAUUUGGACUCGGUCAAUGCGUAUAUCCUGCAAUCCACCAGCUCCUGGAACAAUCGAACGCCCCAUAAGGUGUUGGUGAAUGCAACAGCGGCUGUCAACGCACUAGGUGAACUCAGUCCUGGUGGGGCGCUGAUGAGGGGCUUCCAGGAGCAGAGCUUAGCGCAACUGGUUCCUCCGGAUAUCGAGAAGGAGAUCCGGAAUCUCUAUAUGUCACUGCUGGAAUUACUCAAGCACUUCUGGAAGUGCUUUCCACCGACGACGCCACAACUCGAGGAACAGGCGGUCCGUAUGCAUGAAACUUUGCAGCGAUUUUCCAUGGCGAAGUUGAAACCAUUUGAGGAUCGUGCCAUGAGAGAAUUAUUGCCAUUGGGUGCGUCAAUGACGCAGCAUUUAAAUGCGCUUCUGCAAGCGGCGAACCAGAAGUUCGCCACGUGGCAGGAGAGACAGCGACGGUCCCACAGGUAGCAUUACCGGUCAGCACCCUCAUCACCAGUAUCGUCAAACCACCACCACCAGCGUAGCCAUCUUGUCCAUUUCUUCCCCCAGGGCCCUAAACGGCAUCACCAUUAGCAUCCACAGCAGCAGCAACACACUUCAACAAUUUUCUUUCCUAAUCUCGAACGUGAGAUUCCUGGUGAAACUCAACGGCAUAUCACGGCUGCACUCUGCUAGAUUCAUUGGUGUAUCAGUUUUGUUCAAGUUAUUUGUUUAUAGACCGAUUUUGUUUUGUGCUUACACAACAGUUGAGAGAAAAGAAAACUUCUAAAUCGAAUUAUUUGCCUUUUUUGAAUAUUUAGUAAAAUAAAUAACAAUAAUCAACAGAACUGGAGAGAUGAACACCAUAUGAAUCAUUUUCGUGAAAAAAAAACGUAAAUUUUCAUAACGUUUCCUAGAAGAAUAGUAAAAAUAUCAUAAAAGAUACAUAAAACAAUACAUAAAGAGAGAUAUUCUGAAAAUCUAUAUUGCAAAUUCAUGUUGACUCUCGCCGAUUCCGAUUCCCGAUACUCUAUCACCAUUCGGACACGGGAUCCACAUACUCACAAACAGUAUGCUGCCACAAAACGACUCAUUCGCACCACACAGCCUGCGACUGAGAAAGCCUUCGGAGUGAGAUGAGUAACUGAAAUCAAAUUCCAUAUAUUUUUUACGCAAAUCGAUGUGUGCGCCCUGUGGAUCGGAACUGAUGAUCAAUUAAAUCCUCAAAUUAUCGAUUACCGCGCCCUUUCGUUUUUUGUUUUAUCCUGUUAAUAGUUGAUAGAAGAACAACGCUCCGUGCAACUACUAGCAUUUAAGGGGAGCGAAUUAAACUUUGUAAAUGUAAGCAAAUUUUGGGCCACAUCAAAUAAAACAAAAAAGGUUAAGGAAGAAAAGAUGUAAACAAACAAGAUUAUCUCCUAUCAUAUCUUCUUCUUGGUUGGUUCCUAUCGGAGUUUAGUUUUAUCUCCGGAGAUUGUUGGACGUGCGACGCUCCGACAGGAGAAAGUGUUUUUCCAUCUUGUGUUGUUACCCAUUCUUGUUUUCUUUUUGUAAUACUAUUUGUAGUAGCAAAAGUUGGAUGAUAUCACUUGUGAUUAAAGAGAAAUACCAAGAAUGAAAAUGCACAACAGUUUUGUUGCAUGUAAUCGAUUUACUGGAGAGGAGAUGAAUGGUAAUUGCCCUGCGAAAAAUAGGGUAAAGUUAAACAAUGAAUAGUCUGAAGAAAAAAAGCUUGAGAAUGAAAACUCCAAGAUAAUAAAAGGAUACUACAUCAUUCGCUAAGGAAAUGUAUUAAUGAUGAAGGUUAGAAAGAAAUGAAACUAUUUGAAUAAACACAAAAACCGUAAGUUAUAUGAACAACAUGUAUUGAGCAGUAUCAUUUAUACGCGAAAGUAAUGCUACGAUAUGAAGAACACAAAAUGAGAAAAAUAUAUACAGAAAUUAGG